AAAUACAUAGCUUCAGCUUUGUGCUUAUCCAAAAACCAGGGUUCUUUCUUGGGAUUUUCUUGUUUCAAAACAUCUUCAAAGCUUUUACUUACUUACAGACAUGGCGAGUUCACGUCUUCCAAGGUUUAUCAUGGAAGUUGCUCCACCACAGUUUGUUACUGUGAUGAGACAAAGAACAAGGACGAUGUUGGAUACCAUUAAUGAAGAGGAUAAUCUUGAUGGUUCAAAGAGUUUAUCAUCCACCACAAUUCCUGCAGGUGCUACUAUGGCGACUGCUGCUACUGCUGCUUCAUCUUCUUCAGCUACUACUGUGACGGCUCACUCCAAGUAUUUUUCUCAAAGGAGUGUCCAGUUUUUUAAUUUUCAGUAACUAGAAUGAUGGUGUAUUUGAAGAAUAUGUAUCUUCAAUCCCUUUCUUCGUUUCUUUUUUCUUCAACAACUAGCUAAUUAGAUAAGUCCCGGGGGAUUGGCUUGAUGAUCACUGACCAAAACUUUGCUGAGACUUAUAUAUGUGCUGUAAAUGUAAGCCAGAAAUGUUCAUAUUUUCAUAAAUAAGAACAUUACGAAUUUAACACCAAA
Messenger RNA from Gossypium raimondii (Peruvian cotton), 579 nucleotides. RefSeq lists its product as uncharacterized. The coding region runs from base 101 to 370 and encodes 89 amino acids. NCBI's taxonomy places the organism in Eukaryota, Viridiplantae, Streptophyta, Magnoliopsida, Malvales, Malvaceae. The record is from RefSeq and is a predicted model, not a curated record. The transcript has a single exon.